Messenger RNA from Aspergillus aculeatinus CBS 121060, 1325 nucleotides. RefSeq names its product MADS-box domain-containing protein. Gene Ontology annotation, biological process: positive regulation of transcription by RNA polymerase II. The transcript has 3 exons. Gene Ontology annotation, molecular function: RNA polymerase II cis-regulatory region sequence-specific DNA binding; DNA-binding transcription factor activity, RNA polymerase II-specific; protein dimerization activity. Bases 292 to 954 code for a protein of 220 amino acids. NCBI's taxonomy places the organism in Eukaryota, Fungi, Ascomycota, Eurotiomycetes, Eurotiales, Aspergillaceae. The record is from RefSeq and is a predicted model, not a curated record.
UGACUGACCGCCUGCCUGUCCCAACCGGCACUUUGCCUUCUUCGACCUUCUCCUCACUCAGUCGCUUCCCCCCCGUUUUCUCUUUCCUUCUCGUCCUGAACCCAAACCCUGCGAAGCAAACGCGUUACUCGAUUUGGUCAUUCUCCCUCCCCCUCAAAAGCAUCAUUCCUCUUUGGGCAUUUGUCUUCACGUCCCCCAGUAUCUUCCUUCCUCACUUUACUCUCUCAAAGGAAUUCAUUUUCGUUCAAGUUUCCUCCCUCCUUCCCCCCUCUUAAUCACCUCAUUCAAACCAUGGCCGACAUCACCGCCGUCGGUGAAGAGAACCCUUCUCCCACUCAGGACGACCUGCAGCAGGCCGCCGGUAACGGCGCCGCUGACAACCGCGGCACCAAACGCUCUCGCAUGAGCGCUGCCGACGACGACGAUGACGAUGAUGACAAGCCAGGUCGCGAGCGCAGAAAGAUUGAAAUCAAGUUCAUUCAGGAUAAGUCGCGUCGCCACAUCACCUUCUCCAAGCGGAAGGCGGGUAUCAUGAAGAAGGCAUAUGAACUUUCCGUCCUCACUGGUACUCAAGUACUGCUUUUGGUCGUGUCUGAGACCGGUCUCGUGUAUACUUUCACCACCCCUAAGCUCCAACCAUUGGUGACCAAGCCGGAGGGCAAGAACCUGAUUCAGGCCUGUCUCAACGCUCCCGAUCCGACCGCCAAUGAGAACGGCGUCGACGCCCCGGAGGUGCCUGCUGAGACUCCCGAAGAUGUCAGCCACGCCAAUGUCAACCCUCAGCAGCAGAACAUGCCCCGCCCUGCAGGCAUGCACCCCGGUUACAUGACGAACGAGCAGCAGCAGCAGAUGGCCUACUAUCAGAACCUCCAGCAGCAGCAGCAAGCAGGUCAACAAUAUCCCGGUAUGCCUGUAGGCAACCGGAUGCCCCCUCAGCAUCAGCCCACCGCAUAAGCUGUGUGUCUUUGAGUCCCUCCCGCCGCGCGCUCUAAGGAACCUGAGGAGCUUAGGCAAGUUGUUCGCAUCCUUGUCAAACAUCAGCCCGCGCAACGCUUGCUCCUCCACGGCCUUUCUUUGAUACCCAGACGAUUUGUUCCCUCACCUAUUUGGCACACUUCCGAAACCCAAAACCAGAUGAAAAAAAUGUGAAAAAUCCGGUCUACGCUGUAUGCCAGAAAGCAAUCCAGAAUAUCAAGAGGAGGGAUGAUUUCAAUGUCUUUUUCCAUACUCUGUAUAUCGUCGAACUGUUGGUGCUGCAUGCAAUCCGAGUCGCGCUGAUCUCAGCAUUUGGCAAGAUCGCGUCUGCUAUAUCCGCCCCCCCCCCC